Messenger RNA from Cimex lectularius (bed bug), 4387 nucleotides. RefSeq names its product attractin (gene dsd). The record is from RefSeq and is a predicted model, not a curated record. The transcript has 19 exons. The coding region runs from base 41 to 3784 and encodes 1247 amino acids. NCBI's taxonomy places the organism in Eukaryota, Metazoa, Arthropoda, Insecta, Hemiptera, Cimicidae. Gene Ontology annotation, molecular function: protein binding. Gene Ontology annotation, cellular component: Golgi apparatus.
CCUAGGCAGGCAGUCCAUUCGCGGAAAUGACCGUGGAAAGAUGUCAAAUUUUGUCCAAAUGUUUUUAUUAUUUUUCAAAUCCAAGUACAGACGGAAAUUCAAUAAGUUCCGCAUAUUUCUCGUUGUAGUGACGUUUUAUUAUUCGUUUUUUAUAAAUCUAGCUUUAAGUUCUAAAUGUUCGGAUGUUCGAUGUAUUAACGGUGAAUGUGUAAACGGUACUUGUGUUUGUUUUGACGGCUGGAGAGGAGCUUCCUGUCAGUGGUGUACUGGAAAAGUCAAACUAUCAGGCACUAGUGGUUACAUUCACGAUGGCAUCGGUAACUAUUCGAUUGAUGUAAAAUGCUCCUGGCUCAUUGACGGAAGCGCGGUCCCAAACUCUUCCAUUCGUCUUCAUAUUGAGGAGUUUGCUACAGAGUGUGGGUGGGACCACCUUUACAUUUAUGAUGGUGAUUCAGUCCAUUCUCCCCUUUUAGCUGUUUAUAGUGGUUUAAUGUAUAAAGGUGAUUACAAAAUUAGAAGGAUUCCAGAAAUAGUAGCCAACUCAGGAUAUGCACUUAUACAUUUUUAUAGCGAUGUCGCUUAUAACAUGUCAGGUUUCAACAUAUCAUAUAGGUUGAAUUCCUGCCCCAGUAGGAUUUCAAGUGAAAAUUGUUCUGGGAACGGUGUUUGUCUUGAAGGGGUUUGCACUUGUGAUGCUUUUUACACUGGUGAAGCCUGUGAUACUAAAAUAUGCCCAAAUAAUUGUUCUUUCUCAAACGGGAGGUGUCAAGCCGACAAACACAAAUGUGAGUGUAAUCCUAAGUAUCGCGGUGAAGACUGUUCGCAAGUUGCCGACCAUGGGUAUUGGGAGGUUGUCACUCCCCGAGGGAGUCUCCCAAAAGGUUCAGCAUCGCACACAGCUGUCGUUUGGCGAGAUUCCCUCCACAUUAUUGGAGGGGAGUCUUACAACACUUCCGACAUGAUAUACACAUACGAUUUUACUGGAAAUGUAUGGGAAACCAAUCACAUGGACAGUAAGACGGCACCUACUCCUAGAUAUGGUCAUUCAGCAGUUAUUUUUGGAGACAAGAUUUAUAUUUAUGGAGGGGUUAAAAAUGGUGGAGUGGUUUGCAAUGAACUCUGGGCUUUUGAUGUCAGUGCUAAGUCGUGGGAGAACAUCACUGUACGGGCUGAACCAUGCAACACAACAUCCCUCUGUGGUCCAUUAAAGUCGGCAGGACAUACAGCUACACUUGUAAUGGGUAAACGGAAAUUGGAGAGAAUGGUUGUAAUAUUUGGCCAUUCUCCGAUAUAUGGUUAUUUGAACACUGUGCAGGAGUACCAUUUUGGUACUCGAGAAUGGAGCAUAGUCAAGACGAAAGGGUUCCCUGUAAAAGCAGGCUAUGGGCAUUCUAGUGCUUGGGAUUCUCUCACUGAAAAAAUCUACGUGUACGGUGGCUUCAUAUCAGAAUCACCUGCCACUCCUCUUCUUUCUAAUCGACUGUAUUCCUACGAGCCUGACUCCCAUACUUGGACUUUGUUGAGCAAUGGCCCUUCAGCACGCUUUUUACACACUGGCACAUUUCUUAAUGGACUAAUGAUUGUAUUUGGUGGAAAUACACAUAACGACACAUCGCAAUCCCAGGGUGCUAAGUGCUAUUCGGCUGAAGCACUCGCUUAUGAUGUCAUAUGUGACUCUUGGUCACCUCUUCAUGUUCCAUCGGCAUUAACUGCUGAUCUAGCAAGAUUUGGUCAUUCUGCUGCAGUUUUUUCAGAUUCCUUGUAUAUAUACGGGGGAUUUGAUGGACAAAUGCUCAAUGAUAUCCUCAAGUAUACAGGAGGAAACUGUAAAAGCCUGACCACGAUGAUAGCUUGUUUAAACACUAGGCCAGGUAUUAAAUGCAUAUGGGACAGAAAAGAGGCAAAAUGUUUUUCGGUUCUCGAUAUAUCCAAGGAGGUUCUUGUCAAUCCUAAUUUUGAUCCAGAUGAAAGUUAUUACGACCGAUGUCCACCAGAACGUAGAUCCACAGUUGCAGCUAAUAUGUUAACUUGCAACCAGCUGACUGACUGUAUAUCGUGUGUUCAUACAUCCUUGGGCUGUGGGUGGUGUCCCCUUUUAAACAGUUGUACGCAUGAUAAUGUUUGCAAACAACCGAUACCCCCACAUGCUACUGCAUACAACACAGUUAGGGCAGUAACAUUAAGCUCAGAAUGUCUGGUUGAAGAAGGGUCUAAUUGUCCGAUCCAUCACAGUUGUCAAACGUGUAUUGUGCAGCCAAACUGUCAUUGGAAGACAUAUAAUCAAUGCUUAGCUAAUAAUACGGAAUCGGUCAGUCACUGUGCGCCUAGUUGUAGCGAAUUAACUUCAUGCUUAAAUUGCACCCAGGAGGAGUGCAUUUGGUGCCACAACGAACAAAGAUGCGUUGAUAAAAAUGCUUAUACUGCUUCUUUCCCUUACGGCCAAUGUCGAGAAUGGUCAACUCAGAGGAGUCGCUGCCCUCUCACACCAGGUGAAUCCGCUUGCACGUCUCAUAAAUGGUGCUCAGAAUGUAGAGAUGCUCCAGAAUGCGGUUGGUGUGAUGAUGGUACAGGAACAGGAAAAGGUAUUUGCUUACCUGGGGGUAAUAAUCCUCCUCCAACUUGUCCUAAAAACCAUUGGUACUUCACACAUUGUCCAAGUUGCCAAUGCAAUGGUCACAGUACAUGUGCUAACAACAGCAGCGUAUGCAUUCAACCCUGUGCUAAUCUCACAUAUGGAGAACAUUGUGAAACAUGUAUUCCUGGAUAUUACGGCUACCCAGUUAACGGAGGGAACUGUACUCCCUGUGAAUGUAACAAUCAUGGCACUUUGUGCGUGCCUGAUACUGGAAAAUGUUACUGCACGACCAAAGGAAUUGUUGGAGACCAUUGUGAAAAAUGUGAUGGUCCAAAUCAUUAUCAUGGUGAUCCUACCAAUCACGGCUCAUGUUUUUAUGAUUUGACAAUAGACUACCAAUUUACUUUUAACUUAUCGAAAAAAGAUGAUAGACAUUAUACACAGAUCAAUUUUAAAAAUGAGCCUACAAAAGCAGAUGUUGAUGCUGAUUUUAGUAUAACAUGUUCAGUUAUGGCUAAAAUGAACAUAACUAUAAAAGCAGUGAAUCAACCUGAAAAGCCAUUUGUAUCUAAUCACAACUGUUCUAACUUCAGGACUCGUUUUAACAAAAAUGAUCACAAGUUUGGCAAAGUUGAAAAUGUGUCAUUGACAACAUUUUAUGUUUACGUUUAUGACUUCCAGCCGCCUCUAUGGAUUCAGAUUUCAUUCUCACAAUAUCCUAAAUUAAAUUUACAACAGUUCUUUAUAACAUUUUCUUCUUGUUUCCUUUUGUUACUCUUGGUAGCCAUAUUUUUAUGGAAAAUAAAACAAAAGUAUGACUUGUAUAGAAGGCGGCAGCGUAUGUUUGUUGAAAUGGAACAGAUGGCUAGUCGCCCCUUUUCUCAAGUAUUAGUUGAAAUUGAAAAAAGAAAUAAGUCAUCCAAUGACAACACUCCAACUUCUCCUUCUCCCGCAAAAAAGGAGUGUCCAAGCCCAAUUGCUCUUGAGCCUUGCAUUGGCAAUCGUGCAGCCGUUCUUUCACUUCUAGUCAGACUUCCAACCGGUGGAGGAGCGUUUACUCCAUAUGGACAAUCAGCUGGAUUGGCAAUUGCAUCUGCUCUUGUUACGCUUGGAAAUCCUCGCAAAGUCAGUAUUGAGGCAGUUAAAGGUGAUACAAAAGGAAAGUCACGGAAAACAGUUUCUAGCCAACAUCCUGAUUCUUGCAUAUAAUCAUUUUUGUAUAUAUUAUAAAAAAAUCACAUUUUUAAUUUACUAAUAUGUAACUUUUUUAAUGACAUCAGUUUUAAACUGUUUUAUUUCUUUUGUAAAUAGCUCACAAAUUUUUUACACUGCCAAUUUUUUCUUUUGUAUGUAAGUUUUAGUCUUCCAAUCUUGAAUGUUUUAGUCCCAUUGUUUUCUUUUGUUUAAAAUUUUAUUAUCAUGUUCAAUUUAAUUUAAUAUUUAAACAGUUCUUGAACACAUUCCAAUUCAAUUAUUAGAAAAAAAAGAAAGAAAAUUGGGAGAGAGAGAGAGAGAGUGAGAGAAAUUUAUUUUGAUCCGUUAUUUAUUAACAAGGAUCUAUGUGAUAUACAUAAUUCAUAAGUAGCGCGAUAUACUUUUUUAUGAUUAGUUUUUAUUAUUGAAACAAAAUAAAAAAGAUAAACAAUAUUACAUUUAAAUAUGCAUUUUCUUUCUCUUUCUUUAUUUACAAAUAAAUAAAAAAUAACCAGACAAAAGUCUUCAGAGAAGAAAGAAAUUUGAUCUAGAAGUCUGCUUAUGCCUGAAUUAAAUAUUCAUUUUUCAUCUUCUUUAUUAAAAAUGUACCAUCUUUUA